AGAUUUCCGUCAUAUCAGUCGCAAUGAAUCGUUUACUGGGUGUUAAGCCGCUCUUACUUCUCUGCACUGCUUGCCUAGUGAUAACCAGCUACGGUGGAGUGAUUGUUGACGAAUGUACUUCAGUUCAAGAAAAGCCGCCUCCAUUAUGCUGCCGAUACGGUGAUGAAAAUAAUGACACAGAUAAAGAAGAAGAAAUGGAAAGGAAUAUGAAAUUAUGUCUGACAGAAUACAUGGGCGAUCUAUCUCGGACUCCCAUAGGAGAAGAUAGGAUCUCAUUAUUGGAAUGUGUUGGAGAAUGUGUAUUCAAUUAUUCCAGAUUAUUGACACCCGAUUUGAAACUAAACAAAGAACAUAUAAUGAAGAUGGACGAAAUGGUUGAUGAAGAUCCAAAAUGGAAAGCAGUCGACGAAACAGCGCUGAACACCUGUCUGGGUAAAAUAGAAGCCGAGAUAUCAGACUCGGCAAAAUGCAAGAGUGGUUCUUAUCAGCUAGUGAGAUGCAUGGUUCGAGAGAGAUUCUUCAACUGCCCAAAGGAUGCAUGGACGGACAGUGAUGAGUGCACAGAGUACAAGAACGUCGUUCAGAGAUGUACAGGUUUGAUUCCCGAACUUUAUGAAUGAAGAUUAAAUCAUUUUGAUUAUCCUCGCUCUACAUAUCUACAGUAUAUGAAUGAUAAAUAAAGCUGUUAUUAUUUAAAAUGAGUUAUUGGUCAUUAGUUAUGUAUAUUAUACUUUCAAAAUAAGAAAAAAG
Molecule: messenger RNA, 750 nt
Organism: Nezara viridula (southern green stink bug)
Lineage: Eukaryota; Metazoa; Arthropoda; Insecta; Hemiptera; Pentatomidae
Source: the annotation of a GenBank genome assembly